Molecule: messenger RNA, 2003 nt
Organism: Labeo rohita (rohu)
Lineage: Eukaryota; Metazoa; Chordata; Actinopteri; Cypriniformes; Cyprinidae
Product: GTPase IMAP family member 8-like
Exons: 2
Molecular function (GO): GTP binding
Source: RefSeq, a predicted model, not a curated record
GACAUCAUUAAUACAUUUUUCAUUUUUUUAAAGUAUUUGAUCAGUUUCACUCUGAUUAAAGAAAGCAUAAAGCUUCUAAAAUUCUUUAAUUUUUUUGCCCUGUACUUUUCCUGCUAUAAGAAGGACUUGACUUGCCUAUAUGCAUCUAUAAAUAAAAUUAUUUUUACAUAUUGUACUUCAUAUCUUGUGUCUCUUUCAGAGAUACCAGCGAUCAGCUCCAGUUCAGAUGAUUCAGUGAUCCGGAUUCUUCUGAUGGGAAGAAAUGGUUCUGGGAAAAGCUCAUCUGGAAACACUAUACUGGGAGAAAAGAGGUUUAACGUCCAAAAACAUAAGAGUAAACAUCAGUCUGAAGUUUGUGAGGGUCAAACUCAGAUCGGUGGGAAGCAGGUGGCUGUGAUUGAUUGUCCAGAUCUACUGGAUCCAGAUCUGAAUAAAAAGAAGCUGGAGAAGAUGAAAGAGCAGCUGGUCUCUCGAAGUUCAGCAGGACUCAGUGCAGUUCUGCUCACCGUUCCUCUAGAGGAACCUGUUGAAAAUGAGGAAGAGAUCCUGGAUUAUAUGAAGUGGUUAUUUGGUCCUGAAGUUCAGAAAUACAUCAUGAUUCUCUUCACACACAAAGAUGAUCUGGAGGAGCUGGAUCAGACCAUUGAGGAAUAUCUGAAACAGAAAGAUCAUGCGGAUCUCCAGCAUCUGGUGACAGAAUGUGAGGGAAAAUUUCACUCUUUCAAUAACAGAAGUAAAUCAGACUGUCAGAAGCAAGAACUACUGCACAAGAUUGAAGAAAUGAUGGUGAAGAAUGGAAGAUUUAUCAUGAAACAAAUGAGGAGGAGAUCAAGCAUGGAUGUUCCUGGUGUCAUGUUUUCAGGAGAGUCUCCAGCUGAAGAUCCAGACGAGACUGAUGUAAUUCCUGACAGUAAAGACCAGAUCAGACUGGUUCUGCUGGGAAAAACUGGAGUUGGAAAAAGUGCCACUGGAAACACCAUCAUCGGCAGAGACUUGUUCAAAACUUCAGCCGCUUCAAAGUCUGAAACUAAACAGUGUCAGUCAGAAACUAGAGUGAGGUUUGGUAAAGAAAUAGCACUGAUUGACACACCUGGACUUUAUGAUACUGAACUCAGUGAAGAUGAGAUUAAAACAAAGAUAGGGGAAUGCAUAACUUUCACUUCUCCUGGACCACACGCUUUUAUUAUUGUGAUUAAAGUGGGUCGAUUCACUGAGGAGGAGAAAAAUACAGUAAAGAAACUUAAAGAAGUGUUCGGAGAACAGAUGGUAAAAUAUUCCAUGAUCCUCUUCACUCAUGAAAAACAGCUAAAGAAGAAAAAUCAAACAAUUGAGCAAUAUCUAGAAGAAGGUGAACCGGCUCUUAAAGAACUUGUAGAGAGUUGUGGAAAUCGAUUCUUCUGUCUGGACAAUGAGCUUCCCAGUUUCCCACAGUUCAAAGUUCUGAUCAGGAAAAUAGAGACAAUGGUGGCAGAAAACGGACACUUUUCAAAUGAGAUGUUUGAAGAAGCAGAGAAAUGCAUUCAGGAGAUUCAGAAGAAGAAACUCAUUGAGAAAGAAAAGCGGUUCAAACGGAAGCACAAACAAGUCAAACAAUCAGAAUGGCAGAAAAUAUACUGGCGUUUAGCAGAGGAGUCACGACGUGAGGCUAAGAAAUCUUUUUCUGAGUCGUUCAUGGCAGAACUUCUUAUGUAUCCUCUUGUAAAAGGAUCAGAUAUACGGGAAGCACUGGAGCAGGUGGUGACCCUCGAGGAGAAAGAGAGCACCAUAAAGGAGGCUCAGCUCGAAGGAUUCAGACAUGCAGAGGCCGUUCAACUCGCAAUCACUGCCACACGGAAACUAGCGAAACAGAAAAUGUGUUCAGUUCAGUGAAAAACAUCUAAAACAUUUCCUAUCUGCUGUUUUAUCUAUUUUUCUCUGUAGGUCUGUUUCUGGCUUUUCCUUUUUUUUUUAUUGGUUUUGCAUAAAAAGGGUCAUAUACAUUGUAUACAAUUGCUUCUUUACAA